Haliaeetus leucocephalus (bald eagle) is the source of this 955-nucleotide messenger RNA. RefSeq names its product endonuclease domain-containing 1 protein-like. The transcript has 3 exons. The record is from RefSeq and is a predicted model, not a curated record. Bases 115 to 945 code for a protein of 276 amino acids. Lineage: Eukaryota; Metazoa; Chordata; Aves; Accipitriformes; Accipitridae. Gene Ontology annotation, molecular function: nucleic acid binding; hydrolase activity; metal ion binding.
UCUGAAAGUCCUCUACCACUUUGGGGCUGCGAGCAGAGUCCUGUGAAUAAAAAUAUUUAUGUGCCGCUCUUUCACACGGUGAACAAGAGCCCUUCGCUCGAAAUCCUUCCCGCGAUGCUGUUGCUGCUGCUGCUGCAGGUCUUGGCGAGCUGCCUCUGGCUGGCAGGCAGCGAGGUGGUGACAUCCUUUGAAAGUUCAUGCCCUCAGUUUUUCUUCCGGGAAACCCCCCCAAAUGAAGCCCUGCAGCCCGAGAACCCAGCCUGGAUCUGCCAGAAUUACAAGAACCAGUAUUAUUUUGCCACCUUGUAUGACAGGAACAGGCGUAUUCCUGUAUACUCUGCUUACCUCUACCAGCCUGGACCUGGCACGAGACCUAAAACAUGGCUGGUUGAACCCCAGCUGAUGAGUCCAACUUAUCCCAAAACUAUGGAAAGAGAGUGGACCCUCUUAAAUUAUUUCAGCGUCAGCUUAGACCAACUCAGCAAGAGCCAGGCUAUCCUCAAAGACUAUAAGAACCUGACAGGUUUGAACCGUGGCCAUUUGAACCCCAGCAGCCACCACCCUGACUCCAGCAGCAGGACGGCUACCUUCACCCUCACCAACAUAGUGCCCCAGAACGAGAAACUCAACGGAGGUGCCUGGAACAACUACGAGCAGCAAACAAUGACCAGGAGGACCCAGGGCUGUAACACUACCUACGUGGUCGUGGGUGCCGUGCCUGGGAACAACUACAUUGCCAAGGGGAGGGUUAAUAAACCCAGCCACAUCUGGUCGAGCGCCUGCUGCGAGGUGGACACCCACCGCAGGAAGGCUUGGGCGGUCAUUGCCGAGAACGACAAGAACGAGGUCCAGCUCCUCACUCUGGGGGAGCUGGAGGAUGUGUUGACCCAGCUCUAUGGAAGGGACCAGGUUUCUCUGUUUCACAGAGACUGUCCCCGGGAAUAAGCCCCACUUC